GUAAAACAGGAAACACAUGCACGUAAUGACACCGACUCAAUACGCAGACUAAACACAGGGAUACACUGGUAGGAAAGAAUGAACACUAACCGAGGAAGAACAGAACCAAAAUUACAAUAAUAGAAAACACAAAACGCUGGGUCAAAAGGACCCAGGAUCAUGACAGUACCCCCCCCUCAAAGGCUGGCCCCAGACAGCCCAACAAGAAAACAAAAACAGCCAGAAAAACAGAAAACCCGACCAGGGCGGGCGGUGGGGGCCCAGGACAGAGGGCUCGGGACAAAACAAAACCAGUGCACAAGAGGGACAAAAACCACAACACGAGCCACCACCAAAAAACAACAACAAAAGACGCACACUGGAGCCCCAAAAAACAGAGUCCAAAACAGAAGAGUUCAGGGGGCCGGCCAGGGGGCCGACCGCACAGAAGUCCCAACAGUUCCGGGGGCCGACCGUGCGGAAGGCCACGGUGGCGAUGUGGACCCAGGUCAGGGGGCCGGCCCGGGGGCCGACAACCCCGGAGCCCGGACAGUUCAGGGGGCCGGCCGUGAGGACGGCAGCGGCGCCGACGCGGGCACAGUUCAGGGGGCCGGCCCGGGGGCCGAUAACACAGGAGCCCGGACAGUUCAGGGGGCCGGCCGUGAGGGAGGCAAUGGCGGCGACUCAGGCGAAGGCGGUCCGGGGGCCGCCCACGACGGCGAUGUCGCCUGGCCAGUGGCCUGGAAAGUGGCCAGUCAGCUGCAGACCCCGACGGGGUAGGACCAGGCGAGGCUGAAGACUCGGGGGGUAGGACCAGGCGAGGCUGAAGACUCGGA
This is a messenger RNA of Oreochromis niloticus (Nile tilapia), 815 nucleotides long. RefSeq lists its product as uncharacterized. Lineage: Eukaryota; Metazoa; Chordata; Actinopteri; Cichliformes; Cichlidae. The transcript is spliced from 2 exons. The coding region runs from base 160 to 759 and encodes 199 amino acids. The record is from RefSeq and is a predicted model, not a curated record.